This is a messenger RNA of Dendronephthya gigantea, 2128 nucleotides long. Its product is annotated as D-glucuronyl C5-epimerase B-like. Gene Ontology annotation, molecular function: heparosan-N-sulfate-glucuronate 5-epimerase activity. Bases 57 to 1913 code for a protein of 618 amino acids. Gene Ontology annotation, cellular component: Golgi apparatus. The record is from RefSeq and is a predicted model, not a curated record. Gene Ontology annotation, biological process: heparan sulfate proteoglycan biosynthetic process. The transcript has 3 exons. NCBI's taxonomy places the organism in Eukaryota, Metazoa, Cnidaria, Anthozoa, Malacalcyonacea, Nephtheidae.
AAGAACAUUCAGAGAGAGUGGAUUUCCAUACAUUCUUGCCCUAUUAACUGAAAACUAUGCGGAUUUGUUGGGGGUUUAUGUUGAAAAUGUUUAGGUAUACAUCUCGUUUGAAUAUAGCGCUCGUGAUCAUUUGCCUGGGCGCUGUUCUUUUUACGUGGAACCGUUGUCAAGUUGCGCAACUUGAAAGUCGCCCAGCGUUGUUGGUUGAUGAUCCGAGCACACGGCAAAUCAAAGGCGAAAAGUAUGAUCGAGAUAAAGCGAAACUCGGAUACGAUGAUGCCGGACUAGAAAACAAUGAAAACGAUGAAGACGGCACGAAAGAUGAGAGAGAUUCAGAACACAUAACUGGCAAGGAAUUGUCAUAUAAAAAUAUAGAAGUAUUAGUAAACGGUGAAACGAAGAUACAAGGCCACCUCGAAAACAAGGAGGUCUACAUUCCUUUUUCUUUUAUUAGGGAUUAUUUUGAAAUUGAGGGCAAAAUUGUUCGCGAUGAUUUCAAAAAACAGUUCCAUGUGCGUCACACUAGCUAUGAAUAUUUCACUCCAAACACCCACACCUAUGAACCAAACGGUAGUUUUUUGUGGUUUGUGAAUUAUAAUGUAGAGGGUCGAUCCAGGGUGAAGUGUAUAACAGGUGUAGAUGAGGUCCCUAUAUCCACCCAGUGGGGUGACCAGGGGUAUAGGUAUCCCAUACAGAUUGCUCAAUAUGGGCUGAGUCAUUUCAGUAUGUGGGUUGAGGGAGCAAAAGCGGCUGUUAAGGUUGUGGAUGAUUGUGAGAAUACUGGUAACCAGGAAUGGUCUGUCAGUGGACAAGGAGAAGUGAAGAAUGUGUACAGUGAGGAGAGGAAGUCUAGGGUAAUGGAGUUUAAUACAAAUGGCUCGCCCGAAGACUCCGUCACCUUAAACAUUGAAAGCUCCAGCAAAACAUACGUUCUCUCAUUUGACAUUUUAUUCAAAUCAUCUGGAUCCAUUUCCAUCGCACUCGAAGUGGACGACACUAAAGCAUACACACUUCUUUACGACACCAGCGAGACGCUUGUUGAGGUGCACAAACAACACAGCACAGCAACCUACGGUAUAGGGCCAACACGGGAAUGGCGAAGGAUUACACGAAAUUUGUGGAUAGAUUUGAACAAAGCCAUCGGGGAGAAAGGUCGAAAGAGGGACACUAAAAAACGGACCAAACUUCGUAUAACUGAGAUUCGAAGUGCAGCACUAAAAGGAGAAGGGUUGAUAGAUAAUAUUACUCUAAGGGAACAUGGUCACAGGGAUGCGUUCAUGGCCGCUGCAAAGUGGCUUUUGAAGAAUCAAGAUCAGAAAGGUGGGUGGCCCAUUCCAGUGAGACGAAAGAUCAAAACUGGAGUAGAAUUGGAUCCUGGUUGGUACUCAGCAAUGGCACAAGGCCAGGCCAUCUCUGUCUUAACAAGGGCCUAUCAUGUCACAAAAAAACCGCGUUUUCUUGCCGCUGCCAAACGGGCCAUAGGAUUAUUUCACGUAGAAUCAAAAAAACAUGGAAUCUUAGCUACUUUCAUGAAUAAAUACAGAUGGUACGAGGAGUAUCCGAUGACUCCACCACUCUUUGUUCUUAAUGGCUUCUUGUAUUCCCUUAUGGGACUGUAUGAUUUGAAGAUGACACUACCUUUGGAUCAAAGAGCUGAUGUUGAGAGGCUCUUCCAAGAUGGAAUGACGUCUCUAAGAGCGAUGAUCUUAAUGUACGAUAGCGGUUCUGGGACGAUAUACGAUUUAAGACACCUCACAAUGGGUGUCGAGCCGAAUCUUGCCCGGUGGGACUAUCACGCCACACAUGUGAAUCAACUGACUUGGGUUACAAUGAUAAAUAGUGAUCAGUUUUACAAAAAAGUUCUGGAACGCUGGAAGGGAUAUUUUAAAGGCAUCAGAGCAAAACAUAACUAAGAACAUGACUGGCGCGUUGCUUGCGGAAUUUGUGAUCUGGAAAAAGGUCAAAAUUAAAUAUUUGUUUUGCAAAAAAAAUUGUAUAUAUUAAUAUACAUCUAUAUAUAUAUUGUAUUUACCAUUCCCAAAAGAAAACACACAAUAAUAUUAACCUCAAAACAAAAACCUUUAUUAGAAUUGAAAAACCAUGACUAGUUCUUAAAACAGAAUAUAAA